AUGGAAGAUUUAGAUGAAUAUCUUAGACCAAGCUGUAGGGAGGAGGAGGAGGACAAAGAGAAUAGAGAGAAUGGUAACGACAUAGUGGAUGGUUUACAAAACACAAUCGAAUACAUAAAUCAACAACUGGAUAUACAUGGUUUCCCGUCUCCGCUGAAUUUCUUUGAAAGUACUCGUGAAAAUGCGACACAUGUUAUCCAUUGUAUUCUCAGAAUGCUACAAGAACGACAGAAAGAUUCUGGAUAUCGAGAAGAAUUGAAUGAUCAGUAUCGUCGACUUCUAAGCGAUCAUGAAAUGCUUUCAACGAACAUGAAAAAUUUAAAAACACGAAUGGAACUUAGUGAGCGGGAGAUUGAUGCUUUAAAAUCAAAAUUGCAGUGGACCGAAGAUAAACAUCGAAUAGAGGCAACGAAAAAUCGACUAUUAAAUGAUGAACUAACAAAGACAAAGUUACAAUGUCAAUACACUAAAACGCAAACCGCGCAUGAAGUUCGAAAACGCGAAGCAGAAUAUCAAAGAUUCAAAGAACAAAUGGGAAAAGUACUCAAUGAAAAGUACAAAGGUGCAAAGAUUGGUCUCAAAAUGAUAAAUCCAGCACCAAAACCAUCAGAUGAUGAAAUGUUUAGGCAAGUUCUAGCAGAUCAUGAAGCUCGACAGAAUGAAUUACUUGGAGAAAAUCAAAAGUUGCGUAACCUUUUGUACGAGGUGCAAACGAAACUGACCGAAUUCCUUCAAGUUCAAACACUAACACCUAAACGAACAAUGGACGUAGAUCCAGAGUUUCUUGGAAUUGAAACACCAGAAUCUUAUAAUCCACGAGCCGCGAAAUUUCACCUUCCAUUCGAAAUGUUUGGUCAAAAUCUCGAAGAGGAAAUCAACCAACUUCUUGAAGCACUCAAACGCGAAUGGAGUAACAGACCUGCUGGAAUGGUCGUGGAAGUCGAAGAAAAGGAAAAUGAAAUAAAUCAACGUGAUUUGGUGAUUCAACAAAAAGACCGAGAGAUUCGUGACCAAAAUAUCGAGAUUCAAAGGAAAGACGCAGAGAUAAAUCAACAGAUGAGUGAGUUGGAUAAGAAGGAGACGGAAAUACAUCAACAAAUUAUGGAGAUUGAGCGAAAGCAUGAAGAGAUACAGCAACAACAGAUUGAAAUAAAUGUGUUGAAAGAGGAACUUGAGGAAGCUCAAAAUUAUGCGAAAAAAGCUCACGAUUUGCUUGAAGAUCAGAUAGAAAAUAAUUUCCAAGAGGGAUUACCAGAUCAUUCAAUUGAUGAAACUACCAUACCCGAGUAUGACGAGGAAACCAGAGAUCUAACUAAGAAACGUGAACAGUUGAAUACGGAACGCAAAAAGUUCACCGAACAGUUAGUACGGCUGGGCAAAGAUCGAGAGAUGCUUUUGCAAGAAAGAGUUGAAUUUGAACUUGAAAAGAGAGCAUGGAAAGCAGCACAUCCGACACCAGGGCGGUCCUUGUUGAUUCCCUUGGGCGAGCAAACAAUAUUUGGAAAAUGCACGCCAGUUCGUGUUCAACAUCAAACACCACGUUACUUUUCAACAAAAGAUAGUCCAUUCACUCCAUUUUUGGAGAGAUAUCUUGAACAAACAAAAUUAUCCUACGGGAUAAGUAUAAUAUCCUUGAUAAUAUGGAUAUGGUCAAAAUGUAAUAGAGUGAAAGAAGAAAGCAUUCUUUUGAUACAUGACGUUGGUGUACAAGUGAAAACGACCUUUAUGGAUGGAAGAUGUGUGUCGAAAUUUAUUGAUCGAUCGAAAAUAUUGGAUGUGGUUAUAAACGAAGGGAUCACAAUGUUAUCCGUUAAAUUUUACUUAGCGAUAAUUGUCGAUGGACAAGAUCGGAUGGUGGUAGUGUUUGAGCAUUUAUUACCUCGCCUAAAUAUUUUAUUAAAAGUUUAUCGAGGCACUAGAGCUGUUAUCUUUCAUGAAUUGGAAGAAGAAAAUAUGGAUGCAAAUGGAAAUUUCAAUAAUACUUCAAAAUCAACGCAGGAAUCCUCUGAAAGUUGUGACGAAGAACAAGAAGAAAGUCAUACUGUUAAAACUGCUGAAAGUGUUUGGGAUGCAGGUUUAAUACUUGCUAAAUACAUUGAAAAACAAUCGGUCAAAAGUAAUAAUGAUUAUUUAAAAAUUGAAGGGAAAAAAAUCAUAGAGCUGGGAUCAGGAAAAUCAAUUCCAUCAAUUGCAGCUAUAAUACUCGGAGCAAGAAGCGUCACGAUAACUGAUUCACCGAGCGUUAUACCAUCAAUUUCGAGUAUUGUAAAGUUGAACAAUUUGGAAAGUAAACAUGUUUAUGUGAGAGCUCUUGAUUGGGAGCAAAGAGAAAAGUAUAUAAAGCAAUUAAAUGAUGACAACAAUGACGACAUCACACCAUACGAUUAUAUUUUUGCGGCGGAUGUUGUGUGGGUUGAUUAUUUGAUUGAGCCACUAGUGGAAACAAUUGAUGGUACCUUUAUUGCUUUUCACGGUUGGAAAUUGACCAGCGUGGAACAAGAUGAGUUAGAUUGGGAAAAUAGGUUUGUUAAGGAUUCGGUCACUAUUUACCGAGGGCAGAGAUAUUGA
Messenger RNA from Ambispora gerdemannii, 2568 nucleotides. NCBI's taxonomy places the organism in Eukaryota, Fungi, Glomeromycota, Glomeromycetes, Archaeosporales, Ambisporaceae. The record is from the annotation of a GenBank genome assembly.